Messenger RNA from Dalotia coriaria, 2159 nucleotides. RefSeq names its product CXXC-type zinc finger protein 1-like. Gene Ontology annotation, cellular component: Set1C/COMPASS complex. Lineage: Eukaryota; Metazoa; Arthropoda; Insecta; Coleoptera; Staphylinidae. The record is from RefSeq and is a predicted model, not a curated record. Gene Ontology annotation, molecular function: zinc ion binding; DNA binding. Bases 356 to 2086 code for a protein of 576 amino acids. The transcript has 6 exons.
UGCUUUCGAAACAUAAGUAACUUCAAAAGCACCGACAAGUGUAGUCCACCAAUGUUGCAUAAAUACAAGUAUCGUUGGGAAUUAGCACGAGGCACUUCUGACCGUCCUGAUAACAUUUAAGUCAUAAUCCAUGUUGUUGACUACAGCAUUACUAAAAUUGCAAGCGUGUAAUUUCAUAAAUCUUCAAUUUCUAUAUGAAUAUAUUUGAAAAUGUAGAAGAUGGAAAAGUUACAAAACUUUUAGACACUCGGUAUAUUGAAUUUGUUUUCAACAGUAUUGCCAACUCAUAUUGCUGACAUAAAGGUCCCCUGGCUGUUCGGCGCGUUCGGCAGUUUCCAGAUCAUUUAUUGUGAAAAUGUCGCGUAGAGAACGAGAUAAAUCGAGGGAAGAAAUUGCCAAGCAGUUUCUUCUUCCGGAACGACAAUCAAAAAUUGACACACUUAUGAAGCAAGAUGGACAAGCGUAUUGCAUCUGCCGAUCAUCUGAUUCUUCCCGUUUCAUGAUAGCAUGUGAUGCCUGUGAGGAAUGGUACCAUGGAGAUUGCAUCAAUAUAUCUGAGAAGGAGGCAAAGCUUAUCCGGCAAUAUUUUUGUAUGCGGUGCACUGAAGAAGAUAAUUCUUUAAAAACUCGAUGGAGAGCAAAGAAGGACGAAACGAUUAAACCGGCAGAAGGUAUAGAGGAUCCAAAGUCCAAAAAGCGUAAAGAACGGAAUGAGCAAAAGGUUGAUAAAAAGUUAAAGAAGUGCGGGGAUUGCAUGGGAUGUCUGCGUACCGUAGAUUGCGGGAAAUGCGAUGUAUGCAUCAAGCAAAGUAAAAGGCACAGUGGGAAGCACAAGGAGAGAUGUAAACAAAGGAUUUGCAUCAAUUAUGGGGGUAUUCAAGAAAGUCGCAGUAGAAGAAAACGUCGCGACUCCAGCUCGGAUCGUGAAGUAUCGUCUACCGCUCACCUGCAGACUGCCGAAGCUCGUCAGUGCUACGGACCCGAGUGUGUCAAUAAAGCCCGUCAAGGAUCAAAAUAUUGUUCGGACGUUUGCGGCACACGCUUGGCUACAAACCGUAUUUAUCAAGUGCUUCCACAGCGGAUUCAAGAAUGGGCCCUGUCCCCUUGCGUGGCUGAGGAUAUCAACAUCAAAGCGCUUGAAUCUGUUCGCAAAAAUCAACUUGAAGUUAAAAAAAUUCUACAAGAACUUGAUAAGCGACAUAAUGAACUUGACGCAAUUGUCGAACGAGCGAGACACGCCGUUAUAGAUCCAAAUGCUGAAGGUGAUGCUGAAGACGAGACGGAAAUGUCAAUGUACUGCAUUACGUGCGGUCAUGAAAUUCAUAGUCGGACUGCAAUUAAACACAUGGAGAAGUGCUUCAAUAAGUACGAGUCUCAGUCGAGUUUUGGAAGUAUUUACAAGACGCGUAUUGAGGGCAACGUGAUGUUUUGCGACUUCUUCAAUCCGGUGAAUAGCACCUAUUGUAAAAGACUAAGAGUGUUGUGUCCUGAGCACUGCAAGGAUCCGAAAAUCGGAGAUGAUGAGGUGUGCGGUUGCCCAUUGGUAACGAAUGUUUUCGAUGCUACGGGGGAUUUUUGCAGGGCACCGAAGAAGUCUUGUUUGAAGCAUUAUGUUUGGGAAAAAUUGCGCAGGGCAGAGAUUGACUUGGAAAGAGUUAGGCAGUGGUUGAAACUCGAUGAAUUGUUAGAAAAAGAGCGACAAAUUCGUCAAACAAUGACAAACCGAGCUGGAGUAUUGGCGCUCAUGUUGCAUUCAACAUAUAAUCACCAAGUGAUGGAGGAAAUCACCAAAGCUUCUCAGCAAGAUCAACAAGUUUUACAGAAAGAGCUUGCCAAACGUUUUCGAAAGCAGCAACCUAAACCGCAAGUGAUUCGUAUUUAUCGCAUUGGAAGACGUCCGUACCCUGCUCCAAGACCUAACUAUUCUGCUCCAAGGCCCACUUAUUUUGCUCCAAGACCAUCUUUUCCAGUUCAUAGACCUUCAUACCCUCCUCCAAGACAAAUACUGCCUAUAUACCAUCCUCAACUUGUUCGUGCGAUUCCAUUCGUUCCCCGAACAAGAAAUGCUCCAUAUCUGAUGAGAUGAUUUUGAUGUUAUUCACGGACAUAUUGUAUUGUUAUCUAUGCAUAAUAAUUUAGUUACUUUGGCCAUACGUGAA